Molecule: messenger RNA, 1892 nt
Organism: Lolium rigidum
Lineage: Eukaryota; Viridiplantae; Streptophyta; Magnoliopsida; Poales; Poaceae
Product: receptor kinase-like protein Xa21
Exons: 2
Coding region: 15-1892 (625 amino acids)
Biological process (GO): protein phosphorylation
Molecular function (GO): protein kinase activity; protein binding; ATP binding
Source: RefSeq, a predicted model, not a curated record
UGUUUGGAAGAAACAUGCUAUAUGGAUUGGUUCCGGCAAGCAUAGGAAACCUUCAUGGGCUAACUAAACUAGGGCUGGAGCUCAAUAGCUUUAGUGGUCCGAUCGAUGGAUGGAUUGAAAAUCUGGUUAAUUUAGAAGAAUUAUACAUUGGGGGAAAUAACUUCACUGGGCAUAUUCCAGGUUCCAUUGGCAAUAUUUCAAAGUUGUCAAAACUAUUUCUAGAAUGGAAUCUAUUCUCUGGUCCCAUGCCGUCAAGUUUAGGAAACCUUUCACAGCUCUCUCUUUUAGACCUUCGACAUAACAAUCUUCAAGGUGGUAUACCGAAAGAGGUUUUCACAGUAGCCACACUUGUUCGAUGUUUAUUAUCCCACAACAAUCUCGAAGGCGAGAUUCCUUAUGUUGCUAGUCUUAAACAACUCAACUAUCUAGAUCUUUCAUCCAACAAGCUUAGCGGCCAGAUUCCACUUACUUUGGGCACUUGCCAACAAUUGCAAAUCCUCCGAAUGGACCAAAACUUUCUCGGUGGAAGCAUCCCCGUAAUUUUCGGAAAUUUUAGUAUUUUGACCAUGCUCAACCUUUCUCAUAACAAUUUUUCAGGCUCUAUCCCAAUUCCUCUAAGCAAACUAGAACUUCUCACAUAUUUAGAUUUGUCUCACAAUCAUCUUGAAGGUGAAGUACCAACAGAAGGGGUAUUCGGAAACACUACAAGAAUCUCACUUAAUGGCAAUUUGGGGCUCUGCGGAGGUGUACUGGACCUACAUAUGCCCCAAUGCCCCAAAGCUUCUCAGAAAAGAACUACAUGGCGACACUAUUUUGUAAUCCCCAUAUUAGGCGGUGUUGCGUCCGUCUCAUUACUGAUUUACUUCAUCAUCUCAAGAAACAAGGUGCCAAGAGUACAACUAUCGACGCCUUUUUCUAGUGAGCAAUUUCCUAAAGUUUCCUAUAAGGAUCUAGCUCAAGCCACAGAAAACUUCUCAGAGUCUAAUUUGAUUGGGAGAGGAAGCCAUGGUUCAGUGUACAAAGGAAGGUUAAUAAUUUCAGAACCCAUGGUUGUGGUUGUGAAGGUUUUUGACCUUGCUAUGGAAGGAGAUGAUAGGAGUUUCAUGUCAGAAUGUCAAGCUCUGAAAAAUAUUCGGCACCGCAAUAUUCUUCCAAUUCUGACUGCAUGCUCAACAAUUGAUAACACGGGCAAUGAUUUCAGAGCUCUUGUCUACAGAUUUAUGCCCAAUGGCAGCUUGGAUACUUGGCUGCACCCAUCCGGCAAUAGAGAUGCUAACAGUAACUUGGAUCUGGCUCAAAGACUGAAAAUAGUUGUUGAUAUAGCUGAUGCAUUGCAAUAUAUCCAUCAUGAUUGUGAGAGUCCCAUUAUUCACCGAGAUUUGAAGCCCAGCAAUAUUCUUCUAGAUGAUGAUAUGACUGCUCAUCUAGGAGACUUCGGCAUUGCAAGGUUCUAUCUUGAAACAUCAGCAACAGUUGGAGAUUCGAGAUCAGUUGGUACUUUGACGGGAACAAUUGGAUAUAUUCCUCCAGAGUAUGCCGGAGGAAGCUACCUAUCAACGUCUGGUGAUGUGUACAGCUUUGGAGUAGUGCUACUGGAGAUAUUGACAGGAAAAAGGCCAACUGAUUAUUUGUUCUGCAAUGGACUCAACAUCGUCAACUUCGUCGAGAGGAACUUCCCUGAUCAGAUACUUGAUAUGGUUGAUGCUUAUCUACUAGAAUCAAGUCAGGAGUAUUCUCGAGCAAAUCCAAAAGAAGAAAAUAGAGUUUUCUGGUGCUUGUUGGCCCUGGUAAAAUUGGCACUUUCUUGCACACACCAGGCCCCUGAUGAUCGACCUAACAUGAGAGAAGUAGCUACAAAAUUAUGCGAAAUUAAAAUUCCACAUAUAGGCUAA